AUGUCAUCUAAUUUACUGGAUUUGUUUUCAAUCUCUCAAAAUUUUGAUCCAUUAACAAUUACUCAAAAUGUGGAUAUUUUAUCAUUUUCCCAAAAUAUGGAGGUUUUGACUAAAGCAAAUUUUGAGGUCAACAAAAUUAUUAUUAAAAUGGCUAGAGCAUUCAAACAAACGGCGGAAUCAAUUAAUGAUUUAGAAGGUCGUCAUUGGUCUUUUGAUGGAAAUAUUAACACAACAAAUAUUCUUGGUGGUCAAAAAGAGUCAUCUGGUCCAAAAAAUCCAGAACUUUACAAAACUCAAUGGUGUCGCAAUAUUUUGUUGAAUGGAAAUUGCAGUUUUGAAGAUAAAUGUUGGUUUGUGCAUAACAGCUCUGAGCUUAGAAAUGUUCCACAAUUAAACAAAACAAUUAACGUCGCUCCAUUAUUUAAUCUUUCUUCGUCUGCUCUUUAUAAUCGUCGAAUUGGUCGUUUUUGA
Messenger RNA from Meloidogyne enterolobii, 471 nucleotides. The record is from the annotation of a GenBank genome assembly. NCBI's taxonomy places the organism in Eukaryota, Metazoa, Nematoda, Chromadorea, Rhabditida, Meloidogynidae.